AUGCUGGCUACACAUGAGAUGCUGAAGAAGCUGAUCCAGGAGGAGGGCAGAGAGGACAUCAGCGGCUCUUUGGCCUUCCACACCUCCGGCGUGCCCUGCCUCUCCUGUGUCGGCAUCGCAGCGCAGUUCAAGCGCUGCUAUCCGAGAGUCAACUUCUGCUUCACGUUCCAGAACCGCCCGCUGUCGGAAACAGACGACGGCAUGGCGGAUUCAGUCGGCAUGGGGGCACCGAAUCCGCAGAACAUGGCGCCGAAGACUCCACGCCUUGCGACCCGGAACGUGGCCCCAGCCGGUGGGGGCUCGGCGACGGGUGGUCGGGGUAUCAAUGGUGGCAACGGCACUUCGGAGAGCCGGGAUUUGGCUGGGGGCGCUCCGAUGGCUGGGAUGGGCGGAGGCGGAGGCUGUGGCAGCUGGGCCGACUACCGGCCUCUCUCCACGCGAUCAUGA
This is a messenger RNA of Symbiodinium sp. CCMP2592, 447 nucleotides long. NCBI's taxonomy places the organism in Eukaryota, Dinophyceae, Suessiales, Symbiodiniaceae. The record is from the annotation of a GenBank genome assembly.